UUUUCUUGAAGAAAAGGUAAAGAAAGUCGAUAUCUUUAGUCAUCAAUCAUCAUCAUCAGCGGAAUUGAAAGAUCCCUAAAGUUUGAUAUUCAAUUAAAUUGUUUUCCUCUGCAAUGUCAUCAUCAUCAUCAUCAUCUUCACAAUCCACCAAUGGGGAGGAGGUGGUAUAUAUGAGACAGACAAAAGGAGCUCCUUUUAAGUUUUUGGUUCCCCUUAUCUAUGCUCCUGUCCUUCCUCUCAUUCGACUUACAUUGAAGCAUAAACCAGUAUUGAGGGAUCGAUUGUUCACAGCGGUUUUGGUUGGGGCAUUUGCUCAUGGAUCUUACUUGGUAUCAGAUCUGUAUGACAGCGAGAGCAAAUGAACCAGCAAAUCAUCUCAAAAGCAGCUUUUGGUGUGUGUCGGUAUAAUGCAGAAUGCUACUCUGGUAAUGGCAUAAAUGAAAGUUUACAACUUGUUUAUGGUUGCAUUCUUGAGAUCCAUUUUUUGUUGGACUUAAUUGGUAGUUAGCUCAGAAUAAAAUAAGAACAGGGGAAAUCAAUGUUACCAAACUUUAGAGAUGAAAACUCAAUAUUCUUGAUUAAUGAGCUUGAAAUUUAAUCCCAAA
Molecule: messenger RNA, 605 nt
Organism: Erigeron canadensis
Lineage: Eukaryota; Viridiplantae; Streptophyta; Magnoliopsida; Asterales; Asteraceae
Exons: 4
Coding region: 114-362 (82 amino acids)
Cellular component (GO): chloroplast
Source: RefSeq, a predicted model, not a curated record